Messenger RNA from Etheostoma spectabile (orangethroat darter), 1168 nucleotides. RefSeq names its product ribosomal protein L5a (gene rpl5a). Gene Ontology annotation, molecular function: structural constituent of ribosome; 5S rRNA binding. The coding region runs from base 213 to 1109 and encodes 298 amino acids. The record is from RefSeq and is a predicted model, not a curated record. The transcript has 8 exons. Gene Ontology annotation, cellular component: cytosolic large ribosomal subunit; ribosome. Gene Ontology annotation, biological process: ribosomal large subunit assembly; translation. NCBI's taxonomy places the organism in Eukaryota, Metazoa, Chordata, Actinopteri, Perciformes, Percidae.
GUGUAACAUACACGUAAACUACAGACUAAAUCACUGUGCAGAAAGAAGAGUCUGUGUCGCUGCUGCCCCCUGUCGGUCCAUGCGUGUAGUACACCGGGGCAGCAGGGGGCGCUGCCUGCUCAACACGCUCAUGACGACGAGUUGCCAAGUGAACUUCCGCCGCAAAGAGACACAUCUGAGUCCAAGGGGACAGCGAGCAGAAUCCACUUAAAAUGGGUUUCGUCAAAGUGGUGAAGAACAAGGCCUACUUCAAGAGAUAUGAAGUCAAAUUCAGGAGAAGAAGAGAGGGGAAAACUGAUUUCUUUGCCCGCAAGCGCCUGGUUGUGCAGGACAAGAACAAGUACAACACGCCCAAGUACCGCAUGAUCGUCAGGUUCUCCAACAGAGACAUCUGCUGCCAGAUUGCUUAUGCGAAGAUUGAAGGAGACCAAAUUGUGUGUGCUUCUUACUCUCACGAGCUUCCUAAAUAUGGCAUCACCGUAGGCCUUACUAACUAUGCUGCUGCCUACUGCACUGGGCUGCUGCUGGCUCGCAGGCUGCUCCACAAGUUUGGCAUGGACCAGGUGUACGAGGGCCAAGUGGAGGUGACGGGAGAUGAGUUCAACGUGGAAAGUGUUGACGGACAGCCCGGUGCCUUUACCUGUUACCUGGAUGCAGGCCUGGCCAGAACAACCACAGGGAACAAGGUUUUCGGAGCGCUGAAGGGGGCAGUCGACGGAGGCCUGGCCAUUCCUCACAGUCUGAAACGUUUCCCCGGUUACGACACGGAGAGUAAAGAGUUCAACGCCGAGGUGCAUCGGAAACACAUCAUGGGCAUGAACGUGGCCGACUACAUGUCCUACCUGAUGGAGGAGGACGAGGACGCCUACAAGAAACAGUUCUCUCGCUUCAUCAAGAACGGAGUCACGCCAGACACAGUUGAAGAGAUGUACAAAAAGGCACACGCCAGCAUCAGAGCAAACCCCGCCCACGAAAAGAGAGCCGCAAAAGACGUCAAGAAGAAGAGGUGGAAUCGCGCCAAGUUAUCUCUGGCACAGAGGAAGGAUCGCGUCGCCCAGAAAAAGGCCAGCUUCUUACGAGCACAAGAACAAGAAGAAGGGGACGGUUAGGGGCUUCGCUGCAAAAACGCAACACACAUCACAGACAAAUAAAUUUAUUGCAAACUCAA